Molecule: messenger RNA, 4186 nt
Organism: Anarrhichthys ocellatus (wolf-eel)
Lineage: Eukaryota; Metazoa; Chordata; Actinopteri; Perciformes; Anarhichadidae
Exons: 17
Coding region: 518-3769 (1083 amino acids)
Source: RefSeq, a predicted model, not a curated record
GCAUGGUUUUAAGGCAGCAAGUAUAAUCCACCAGCAACAAACUCUAUUCACUGACAGAUAGUUCACCUUAUUUUAUACUUUUACGAUACUCAAGUUCCUUUUAUAGCUCAAAAGCACAGACAGCAGAUUGGCAUUUAACAGUGACAUAUAUCGCAAAGUGCUGCCUGAGAGGCCUGACUCAGGGCAUUAUUCACACAUUUUCAGAGUGCGCGGGAUAAUUACAAAUUGUCAACAGCGCCAUUGUUUUGCUAACACUAACGUUGGUUAUCAAAUGGGCGACAUAGCGGGCUCUCCAGCGUUUGCAUGAUGAUAUCUUUUCAGUCGUAGCUUGAUUUUUAGAGAGUGGAUUCAAACAAACACCCAGGGACCUAACCUUAACGCUAAUCGAGUUGAAGCAGUUAUUGAAAACAUAAUGAUAGCUAGCUAAGCUAAGCUAAGCUAACCGUUAGCAUAACUUAGGUUUUGCUGUCGCAAACAGUCAUUAAAAGAUAGACUUAGCUAGCGUUACUUAACCUAAAUGGAGACAAAGUACCCUACCUUGAGGAGACCAAAGAGGAAACUCUGCUAUCUCACAAACAAGGAAAGUCCAUUGAAACAAUGGACAGGAACAUUGACAUUGGGAGACAUUGAUAAGAUGUUUGAUGACUUGGAUCCACCCUCACAUGUUACUGAUGACACGUUAACCCCAUCUGCUCUGCUCCAGACCUUUGACAUUGAGUCAAACCAGUGUGAGAGAGAGGCUUCACCAGUCACACAGGAAGGACUUCUAACAGAACAACUUCCAAGAGGCCAAAUGAAUUCUAAAGUAGACGCACUGCAUCCUGCAUUGUCACCCAGUCCUAAACUAGACAUUGAUUUGGACAUCCCAUUCAAAGCACAUAUGCCAGUGAAGAUGUCCAGCCCUAUUGAAGUGAAUGUGGUUGUUGAAGAGCUGGACAAUAAGAAAGACCAAGUUGUUUCCCCAAUUCUCUUCGCCUGUGAAGAUGAAGGAAAAGAAGAGGCAAAGACGGAGCCUCUGCUCAUCCAGGAUCCACAGCACAAUGGGCACGGCACAGAGGAAAAUGACUCUGAGUGGGAGUCUCCUCCAAGCAAGGUCGUUUUCAGCAAACCCAAGAUGUCCAGUCACCAAAAGAAGGUGGAGGCAUCCUGCAAAGAAAAAACACCCAAGAAACCCCAAACACCUGAGUUGGAGGUCAAAAUACAAACACCAUGGCAAGAAAACGCAGAGUCAGCAGUGAGACAGGAGCCUGAACUCACAGCUCCUAAGAAGAAAUCAGAAAAUGUCCACAGCCAGCCAUCGGGGGAGUCGACCGGUGUGGCAAAGGACAUCACUUCCUUUCUCCAGAAGCUUAGAGGUGCCGGACAGCCCAAACCCGCAUGUUCCAGGAAGUCUCUGACACCGGAGAAAGUAGCCGCUCCUCCUGAACCUCCUGAGCCAGAGGAGGAUUUCCUCAUUCUGGAGGAUGACAGACCUCUUUGGUUUUCUAUCCCAAGUAAAACUGCCACCAGUAAAAAACCAAGACAGGGCAGAACCUCCAGCACUGACAAAGACAGCUCAACAGACAAGGAGACUGCACAAAAACAGCAGGAAUCUGAACAGGCAAAGGACAAACUGGGAAGUCAGACUGUCAAUCAGAAAACAAGGAAGACGAAAGGGGGAGAGAAGAAGAAUAAGGUGGCUGAGCCUGGAAGUGAUGAGGAGGAAUUGUCCAGUCCUGAGGAUCUUCCUGCAGGCGACUUAAUGGUAGAAGAGAAACCAAACAAAAAAAACCAACGACGACGAAGGAAGGUAACAUCUUUAGACAGUGACAAGGAAGAAGAGCCACCGAAAGACGGAGCCAGCGGGGAAACGCAUGAAGAAAAACCCGCUCACGCCACAGAAAAGAAAGCUCCGAAGUCUUCUGACACGAAGAGGCCGAAGUCUUUAAAAGAUGGGAAUGAAAAGGCAAAGACGAGCAGGGCGAAGUCGUUGAAGGGGGGCAGAAAAGGGAUGCAAGGAUCUGAUGCCGCAAAGCAGGCGAUGAGCGACGAGGCGGAGAGGGAACGAAGCCGGAGCAGCGAGGAGCAUGCAGACGCUGAAGACCUCGGUUCUCUUCCAGACAAAGAAAUCCUGAAUUCUGAAGCAGAAACGGACAAACGCAACAAAACACCAGCUGUGUCUGACGGGAGUUCAUCUGAAGACCAUCAGAUUCUUGGGAAAAGGAAAAAGAGGCCGCCUGGACAGUGGUGGUCUGGCCAACAGAUUAUAGAGGAAACCAAGGUCACGGACGACCAGCCCACUCUCAAGAAGUCCAAGCAGCACAACCAAGAGCCCAGCGCAGCAGCACCGUCACCUGUAGAGACCAAGAAGGACCGAGUGUUAAAGAAAAGAAAGCAGAUGCAGCCGGCACCGCCGUCCACUCAGAACACAAAUAAAGCUAAAGGAAAGAAAACUAAACGGAACAAAAAUACAACAAAAGACAGUCGACCUGAUGAAGUAUUUCAAGCGAUUGAGGCCGAGCAGUAUGAAGAACAGCAGCAGCAACAGCAGGAGGACCAGGACCAGGACCUGGAUGGACAGUCUAGCCGUCUGGUCCUCUCACGCAAAGACCACAGCCUUAACUCAGGGGAUCGAGUAUUUGAAAGAGUAUACCACCGUGUCUCCAAUGAAACACUGUCCAUCACACCAGUGCCCGGCUCUCCCAGAGGGUGGAGCGGGCAGCUCAGGGCGGCAGAAUCAGAGAAACGGAGGAGGAGGAAAGCGCCCGGCAACUGGUGGAAGGUUGAUGACUUGUGUGAGGACGUGGAGAGCAUCUCCUCGCAGCAGCCGGGGCCCAGACCUCGUACGGAAAGAAAAGAAGUGUCUAAGCGGAGCAGAAUUCCUCGACUUGGGACUCCCACAAACGGCAACAUGGCGGUCUCAUCAAAACCACGAAGGAGAGCUCCCGUGUCUCUUCUGGAAGUGAAGCCAACGUCGGCUCCAAAGACCGUGAAACACUCUCUGGCCACAUUUAAGGACAUAUUCACUUCAGUCUCAGAGACCCCGGUCAACAGGAGAGAAAGAGGCCAGAAACACAGACGUAAAGUCGCUGCUCGUCCUGCUGAGGAAGUCACCGCUACCGUCUGUACGAUAUUCAGUGGAAACACUGAUGGAGAUAUUCUCAGGGUGGAACCCGGGAGCCCACAGAACAGCCCACCCAACAAUGAGAUGCCGCAGGACAGCACCUGUCAGUCAGAGAACAGGUUAAAGAUCCUCAGAAGUGGGCCGUCCUCUAUAAUUGAGCUGAAAGAGUACGAGGAGGAUGAGAACUUGAUUCUGGUACCACCCAGCUUCCCCGCUGCUCUCUCUGCAUCAGAUCUGUGUGCUCCUCCUCUCAAACCGCUGGUCUUACAGCCGAAGGAUAAAGCCAACCUGACAGAGUGGUUUAAGAGUCUCUGGUCUGUUCCUGUCGACAAAGGGGCUGAGGUCACUCCAGACCAGUUUGAUUGGUACUUCUAUCAAGGCAGAGCGUUCGGCGUCCUGGUGGAUCUGAACUGUGCCUCCUUCUGUAACGGAAAGAUCCUGCUGGGCUCCUACAUGAAGAAGCCUCUGUGGGUGGAUCACAGCGCCACAACAGUUUUUAACUUAUUAACGAGCUCUGUGAGCGUAAGCAUCGAUGGCAAGGAAUCCUGCUUUAAUCCCGGACAGUCCUUCAUGGUGCCAUGUGGACACGCUUACAACAUCCAAAACGUCAUGGCACAGCCUGCUGUUCUGUACUUCACCAGGAUAUUAGCAGAAAGCUCAGAUUGAAGCUGUUUCUGAGAAAUGACCAAACACCCUGAAUAUGUAAAAUAGAAAAAAGGACUGGGGACGUGUGCGCCAUUAUUUAAAUUGACUUACUUUCUGUAUUGAAAUUUCACGUGUAAAUAGAAGAACUUUGGUAGUUUUUAAUGAACGUAUUUGAUCCUUAGCUUUGCUUGUAAUGAUGUAAUUCUGUUAAAAAUGAUUUGUAAAUAAGGUUUUGUGCUUGUUGCCAUUUCCUAUGAUUUUUCAUGUAUUGUUUCCAGCCUCUGAGGGGCAGUGUACAGCUGUAGUCAAAUACCACAACUGUAAAAAACGAAAUAAAAAAACAAUGAAAUCUACAGUCAGAUCUCUAUAUUCCAGGAUACUGUGUUUGAAAUGUCUUUUUACAGCCAGAUAUACAGUAUAGUAGUACUACAGUGUAAA